Pilaira anomala is the source of this 661-nucleotide messenger RNA. The record is from the annotation of a GenBank genome assembly. Lineage: Eukaryota; Fungi; Mucoromycota; Mucoromycetes; Mucorales; Mucoraceae.
AUGCUUGGAUCCAAGCAAGACAGCAUGAUGAAGAUGCAAAGGAUUAUGCCACGAAAGCACUUAGACUUCCAGCAAGUCUUCGACACUUGGAACGAAAAGAAUCUGGAAAUAAAAAAGAAGCAUUUAGUACCGAAUUCAUCGAGAUGUAUAAUGAAGCCAAUUAUCAACAACGAGUACUACGUGCAGCAACAACCAGUAACACAAAUGGAGGACAUAGAGGAGGAUAUUCGUCAUCUUCAACUUGGAACAACAACCGUAGAGGAAGACGAAGCUUUUUCUCAUCAACAAGAGGAAAAAACUUCUAUGGGGAAGGGGAUGUGGGGCCCCAACCUACUACAACAUGUCCAACAUUUCUCACAACAGUGGAACACAACAACACAGUUCAACUUAGCAACGCCAAGGAGCUUCCAACAGCCAGUAACACUAAACAGCUUACACAUAGUAACACCAGUACAACAACUACUAUCACCUCAACAACCUCUUUUACAACCAAUUCAAUUCAACAACCAAUUCAACAACCAAUUCAACAACCAAUUCAAUCAUCCAACUGCACCAUUCCAACGGACGGGAUUCUACCUGGAAGCCGUCUACAGAAAUUCUUACACCACUGGAAAAAAAUUACAAAUCACCCCUUAAAAAAAAAAAAAAAAAAAAAAUUGAA